Molecule: messenger RNA, 3077 nt
Organism: Drosophila santomea
Lineage: Eukaryota; Metazoa; Arthropoda; Insecta; Diptera; Drosophilidae
Gene: Chd3
Product: chromodomain-helicase-DNA-binding protein 3
Exons: 2
Coding region: 95-2791 (898 amino acids)
Biological process (GO): chromatin remodeling; negative regulation of transcription by RNA polymerase II
Cellular component (GO): chromatin; nucleus
Molecular function (GO): chromatin binding; histone binding; ATP-dependent chromatin remodeler activity
Source: RefSeq, a predicted model, not a curated record
GUGAACGGGUGCUUGUUCGGGAUUAUAAACGCAUUUAUUCUGGCGCGCAUUUAUGAUCAGUUUCAUGUGAUUGCGAAAACUUAACUCAAUUAGCAUGUCAUCUAAGACGGUGGCUGGCCAACACUGGAAAAAAACUGGCAAGGAUUCCAAGGACAAGCGGCCAAAAACAAAAGCCAACAAGCAGACAUUUCGCGAUGAAGAAUACUGCAGGAUUUGUAACGAUGGAGGAGAUCUGCUGUGCUGCGAUUCCUGUCCUUCCGUUUACCACCGAACCUGUGUGAUUCCCCCUUUGAAUUCGAUUCCAAAAAAAGAUUGGAUCUGUCCGCGCUGCAUCCCCUUUCCCGGAAAAGCCGAGAAGAUAUUGUCAUGGCGCUGGACCAUUGACCGCCACUCCAGACCAUCUCAAGGUGAAGUACGCGAGUACUUUAUCAAGUGGCAUGAUAAGUCCUAUUGGCACUGCGAAUGGAUUCCCGAAUGGCAGAUCCUCCUGCACCACGCCUCGCUGGUUGUGAACUUCCAGAGACGGAACGACAUGGAAGAGCCGUCAAGUCUCGAGGAGUUCGACGAUCAGGAUCAGGAUCGCGAUCUGCACGAGCGAUUUUACAGGUACGGCAUUAGGCCGGAGUGGCUCCGUGUCCAGCGGGUUUUCAAUCAUAGAAAAGAGCCCAAAGACUGCACUUUUUACUUGGUAAAAUGGCGAGAGUUGUCCUAUAGCGACAGUAGCUGGGAGAUAGAAAAUGACGGCAUCCCGGGUCUUAAACAGGCCAUCGCUCACUACAAGGAACUGCUGUUCAGCAAGAAGGAACGCCCAGAAGAUAGGCCUGCACCCACCAUGGACCUGAAUAAGAAGUACCAGGACCAGCCAGUCUUCUUAAAAGAGGCGGCCCUAAAAUUGCAUCCCUUUCAGAUGGAUGGCGUAAGCUGGCUUCGCUAUAAUUGGGGCCAAGGCAUCCCCACCAUACUGGCCGACGAGAUGGGUCUGGGCAAGACCAUUCAGACAGUGGUUUUUCUUUACUCCCUGUUUAAGGAGGGCCAUUGUCGCGGACCCUUCCUUAUAUCCGUACCGCUUUCCACAGUGGCCAACUGGGAGCGAGAGCUGGAACUCUGGGCUCCAGAAUUUUACUGUAUUACCUAUGUAGGGGGCAAAACUUCUAGAGCGGUUAUCCGAAAAAACGAGCUGAGCUGCAAGGAGGUAACCACCAAAACCAUGCGGGCAAAACAAACCCAGUACAAAUUUAACGUAAUUCUGACCAGCUACGAGCUUAUCUCUUUGGACGUCGCCUUCCUGCGUAGCAUCGAUUGGGCGGUCUUGGUCGUGGACGAGGCACAUCGGCUAAAGAGCAACCAGAGCAAGUUUUUCAGGAUGCUGAGCAAGUACCGUAUUGUCUACAAGCUGCUGCUGACCGGCACUCCGCUUCAAAACAAUCUUGAGGAGCUGUUUUAUCUUCUUAAUUUCCUGAGUUCUGACAAGUUUGAUGACCUGCAGAGCUUCCAGGCCAAGUUCGCCGAUGUUGCAAAGGAGGAGCAAGUGAAGCGACUGCAUAAGAUCUUAGCACCGCAUAUGCUCCGUCGCCUAAAGGCGGAUGUCCUUAAGAACAUGCCCUCAAAGGCGGAGUUUAUUGUGCGCGUAGAGCUGUCGUCCAUGCAAAAGAAAUUCUACAAGCUUAUCCUCACCAAGAACUUCAAGGCCCUAAAUAAGAACGGCGGCGGUCGCGUGUGUUCCUUGCUUAACAUCAUGAUGGACCUGAGAAAGUGCUGUAACCAUCCGUAUCUUUUUCCCUCUGCCGCCGAGGAGGCGACCAUCUUGCCCAGUGGUCUUUACGAGAUUAAUUCGCUGAUCAAAGCAUCUGGCAAGUUAGACUUGCUGUCGAAGAUGCUAAAACAGCUAAAGGCGGACCACCACAGGGUCCUUAUAUUCUCCCAGAUGACCAAGAUGCUGAAUAUUCUCGAGGACUUCCUCGAAGGGGAGGGUUACCAGUACGAGCGCCUCGACGGUGAAAUCAGAGGCGAUUUACGUCAGGAAGCCAUUGAUAGAUUCAAUGCCCCCAAAGCGGAGCAGUUUGUCUUCCUUCUGAGCACUCGAGCAGGAGGACUGGGUAUCAAUUUGGCCACAGCCGAUACGGUCAUUCUUUUCGAUUCAGACUGGAAUCCACACAACGACGUUCAGGCCUUCUCACGUGCUCAUCGCAUGGGUCAGACAAAGAAGGUGAUGAUCUACCGAUUUGUGACCCACAACUCCGUGGAGGAGCGCAUUAUGCAGGUUGUCAAACACAAGAUGAUGCUCACUCAUCUUGUGGUUCGCCCGGGAAUGGACGCCAACAACAACAAUUUCACGAAGGACGAGCUCGAAAACAUCCUUCGCUUUGGCACCGAGGAUCUUUUUAAAGACGGGAAGGGGGAGGCUAUUCACUAUGACGACAAGGCGGUGGCCGAACUCCUUGACCGUACCAUUCGAGGCAUUCAGGAGAAGGAGUCUUGGGCCAACGAAUAUCUUUCGUCGUUCAAGGUCGCCUCUUACGCCACUAAGAAAGAACACGAGGAGCAGGAUGACUACAAUGAUGAUACGGAAAACACUGACCCAGCCUACUGGGAAAACCUGAUGGGCCAAAGCCAGCCGAAGAAACCAAAGAAGCAAAAGAAGCUGCCGCAGCAGUCCCAUGAGGACGUCGAGAGCAGCAUGGGAAAGGGCAAGCGAAUCCGAAAGGAAGUCAACUAUUCAUUGCAAGCUAAUAAUGCGAUCGACAUCGACCCAGAAUACACACCUGACACCUCGUCAGACAGUAUAAUAUGAUUGUGAGAUAAAUAUUAUAUAUAGGAAAUCCACACAUCACCAACAGAAUUAGAAACACAAACCAAAAUGUUAACUAUUUAAGUUUAUUUUGCAAUCUUGCCCAAGCGCAGCUAUCUUGAAUAUGUUAUAUUUAGUUUUUAAAAUCUUCCCAUUAACAAUUGAAAAAGCUUAACUUAAAUUUUGUUUAAAUAUGUUAUUUGAAAACUGAGAAACAAAUAAAGAUGAGCUCGAUAGAAGAGAAAAUAAAUUAUGGUCGAGCCGAGAACAUUGGCCAUAUAAAUGACAA